Molecule: messenger RNA, 2006 nt
Organism: Panicum hallii
Lineage: Eukaryota; Viridiplantae; Streptophyta; Magnoliopsida; Poales; Poaceae
Exons: 3
Coding region: 20-1885 (621 amino acids)
Source: RefSeq, a predicted model, not a curated record
CCCUUGGCUGACAGAGACGAUGGAGACUACCAUCCCAGCCAUGAUCCUGCCUUCGUUGCUCAUCACAUGCUUUUUCUCCAUACUCCUAAUAUCUAUGACGGCGACCGCUACGGCGGAGACGGCGGUGAAGGUGAGCACCACCCCGAUCUUCCCGGAGAUCCCGCUGGGCCAGGCGAGGAAGGACUUCCAGGUGCUGCUGCGUGUCGAGGCGCCGGCGGCGGCGGAGGCGCGCGCCCCCAUCGACGUCGUCGCUGUGCUUGACGUCAGCGGCAGCAUGAGCGACGCGGAGAAGCGGCCGUCGAGGCUGGACCUGCUCAAGGCGGCCGCCAAGUUCAUGGUCGCCAAGCUUGACGACGGAGAUCGCUUGUCCGUCGUCGCGUUCAACGAUCGCCCCGUCAGAGAACUUAGCUCCGGGUUACUCUACAUGUCCGGCGAUGGCCGGAGAAACGCCAUGAACGUUGUCGACAAGCUCGAGGCCCGUGGCGGCACGGCGCUCCUGCCAGCCUUGGAGGAGGCGGUGAAGAUCCUUGACGGGCGGCCGGGAGAUGGCCGGAACCGCCUAGGAUUCAUCGUCCUCGUCACGGACGGCGAGGACACGAGCAGGUUCUCAUGGAGCGAGCGGCGCUGGGAGAUGAUCCAUGCCGCUCUCUGCAAGUACCCCGUCCACACCUUCGGCCUGGGCGCGGCGCACGAUCCCGAGGCCCUGCUCUACCUGGCUCAAGAAUCUCGCGGCACCUACUCUUUCGUCGACGACGAGAACGUCGACAAGAUCCCCGGCGCCCUCGCUGUGUGCCUCGGAGGGCUGACGACCGUCGCCGCCGUCGACACCCGCGUCGUCCUCAAGGCCGCGGAGCUGAACGGGGUGCGCAUAGACCGCGUCGACUCCGGUGGCUACGACAGCAGCGUCAGCUGCGGGGGCACCUCUUGCGAGGUCGCCGUCGGCGUCCUCUACGCCGGCGAGGCGAAGCAUUUCGUGGCCCACCUUCACGUGCCGGCCGCGUCAUCGGUGGAGGACGGCUACUACUGCGACCUCGCCGUCUGCGACCGCCACCGCCGUCGCCACGAGCAGCACCUCCUCGCCGUCGGCUACUCGUACAGCCACCGCCCGGGCGCCACGGCGAUCACCGUCGAAGGGCACGGCGUGUUCGUGCAGAGGCUGCCGGAGCUGCUAGGCGGCGGGCGGCAAGCCGCCCUGCUCGUCCCUUCCCCCGUGGUCCUGCAGCACAUCGUCCGGUUCGAGCUGCUGGAGGUCGUGUCCGGCCUCGACCACGGCGAGUUGGUGACCGCCAAGGACCGAGCGCACGCCGGCGAGCUGCUGCAGCUCAGGUGGGAGGAGUUCAGGGCGUGCCACCAGUUCUGGGGCGGCCUCGACCUGAGCGUCCUGGAGAAGGAGGUGGACGCCAUGGUGAGCAGCCUCACGACGACGAGAGGGGCGGCGGCCGCGGCCUACGUCCACGCGUGGGUGUCGACCCACCGGAUGCAGCGGGCCACCAGCAUGGGCUCGCCGGAGAGGGCGGUCGCCGAGUUCCUGACGCCGGCGAUGCGGCUCAUGCUGGAGGAGGCGCGGAAGCUGCCGCUGCUGCUGCAGGCGCAGGCUGAGACCACGGCGGCGGGCGUCCUCCAGCACGCCGUGGGCUCCGCCGGCUGCGCCGAGCUGGAAAUGAUCGACCGGCGGCUGGAGCUGUGGUCCAAGGUGAAGCGCGACGUGCAGCACCUCCUGUUCCAGCCGUCGGCGGCAGCGGCGGCGGAUGGAGAGGAGCACCUCGCCGCCGUCUUCCACGAGGCGUCGCUGGAGGCCAUCGACCGCGCGAUGCACCGCGACAUUUACCUGGCCGCAGUGUUCGCGAGCAAGCAGAGGCGAUGCCACUCCGUCGCCGGAAAGUGAAGAACUCGACAACUCGGAGCUACACUACUUGGGGGUGUUAGUGAGACCAUGAAUAAUGGAGCUGCCUAGGUGAGGGUAGUCUACGGAUCAUACGGAAUAAACUAACAAUGUUCACUCCUUC